Molecule: messenger RNA, 645 nt
Organism: Desarmillaria tabescens
Lineage: Eukaryota; Fungi; Basidiomycota; Agaricomycetes; Agaricales; Physalacriaceae
Exons: 7
Coding region: 1-645 (214 amino acids)
Molecular function (GO): acyltransferase activity, transferring groups other than amino-acyl groups
Source: RefSeq, a predicted model, not a curated record
AUGUCCCCUUUCGCUAUUCGUCACAUUGAUUCUCUAACUGCGGAAGAACUAGAAAUUGCGGUGAAUUUAACCGUGAAGGCUUACGAUGAUAUGCUUGUGGCCAGAGCGAUGGUGGGCGAUGACAAGAACCUGAUGGACCCUCUAUUUCGGUCGAUGAUUCGUGCCGCCAAUUUAGCGGGAACGAUCGAUUUAGCUUGUGACGUCUCGAACUCGAACAAGAUUGUGGGGAUGGCGGUGUGGUUUGGACCGGGAAAAUCGCUGUUCGCUGACGCAGAGCAAAGGGAAUUAGGCCUGAACGAGUUCAUGGGUAAGCUUUCCCCAGAAACGCGCCAAUGGUGGGGGGAGACCUACGGUCCCAAGACGUCGGAACUUGUGAAGACCGCUUUAGGGCCAACGGGAGCACUGGAUUCGUGGUGGACGCCACACAUUGCCGUAGACGAGAAGUACCGGCAAAGAGGGAUAGGUACAAUGCUUCUAGAUGAGUCACACAAACGAGCUGUACAAUCCGGAACGAUCACGGCAUUAGUUACGACGACAGACUUGAAUGAAUCUAUCUACGAGAAGGUGGGUUUCGUUACGAAAGGAAGAAUGUCGGUCGACAGUCCGCAGGGCCCCAUAGCGUUUCGGGUGAUGAGUCGUUCUUAA